UACUGGACCGGCGGCACCUGCGGCAGGUGGCUGGGUGCGGACCGGGAGCGGAACAGAGCGAGGACUGGCACUGCAGGGAAGAUGCUGCGCGAGCGGACCGUGCGGCUGCAGUACGGUAGCCGCGUGGAGGCGGUGUACGUGUUGGGCACCUACCUCUGGACCGAUGUCUACAGCGCGGCCCCAGCCGAGGCACAGACCUUCAGCCUGAAGCACUCGGAGCGCGUGCGGGUGGAGGUGGUACGUGAUGGACAUGCUGAGGAGGUGGCCGCCAAUGGCAAACAGCGCUGGCCUCUCUUACCUACCACCACGUUGCGGCUCACCAUGAGCCAGGCGAGCAUUGAGGCCAGCAGCGACAAGGUCACCGUCAACUACUAUGAGCAGGAGGGAAACACUCCUAUCGACCAGGCUGGGCUCUUCCUCACGGCCAUUGAGAUCUCCCUGGAUGUGGAUGCUGACCGCGACAGCGUGGUGGAGAAGAACAACCCAAAGAAGGCAUCCUGGACCUGGGGUCCUGAGGGCCAGGGGGCCAUCCUGCUGGUGAACUGUGACCGAGACACACCCUGGCUGCCUAAGGAGGACAGCAGUGACGAGAAGGUCUACAGCAAGGAAGACCUCAAGGACAUGUCCCAGAUGAUCCUGCGGACCAAGGGCCCUGACCGCCUCCCAGCCGGAUACGAGAUAGUUCUCUACAUUUCCAUGUCGGACUCGGACAAAGUGGGCGUGUUCUAUGUGGAGAACCCAUUCUUCGGCCAGCGCUAUAUCCACAUCCUGGGCCGACAGAAGCUCUACCAUGUGGUCAAGUACACAGGCGGCUCUGCGGAGCUGCUGUUCUUCGUGGAAGGCCUACGUUUCCCCGAUGAGGGCUUCUCAGGCCUGGUCUCCAUCCACGUCAGCCUGUUGGAGUAUAUGGCUGAGGAGAUUCCCCUGACGCCCAUCUUCACGGACACCGUGACAUUCCGGGUCGCUCCGUGGAUCAUGACACCGAACAUCCUGCCUCCAGUGUCGGUGUUUGUGUGCUGCAUGAAGGACAAUUACUUAUUCCUGAAAGAAGUGAAGAACCUGGUCGAGAAAACCAACUGCGAACUGAAGGUCUGUUUCCAGUACAUGAACCGGGGUGACCGCUGGAUCCAGGAUGAAAUCGAGUUUGGCUACAUCGAGGCCCCCCACAAAGGUUUCCCGGUGGUGUUGGACUCCCCCCGAGAUGGAAGCCUGAAGGACUUCCCAGUGAAGCAGCUCCUGGGCCCGGAUUUUGGCUACGUGACCCGGGAGCCCCUCUUUGAGCCUGUUACCAGCCUUGACUCCUUUGGGAACCUGGAGGUCAGUCCCCCAGUGACAGUAAACGGCAAGGUGUAUCCCCUGGGCCGGAUCCUCAUCGGAAGCAGCUUUCCUCUGUCCGGUGGUCGGAGGAUGACCAAGGUAGUGUGCGACUUCCUCCAGGCCCAGCAGGUGCAGGCACCCGUGGAGCUCUACUCAGACUGGCUGACUGUGGGCCACGUGGAUGAAUUCAUGACCUUUGUCCCCAUCCCAGGCACAAAGCAAUUCCGGAUGCUCAUGGCCAGCACCUCAGCCUGCUACAGGCUCUUCCGAGAAAAGCAGAAGGAGGGCCAUGGGGAGGCCAUCAUGUUCAAAGGCUUGGGCGGAAUGAGCAGCAAGCGAAUCACCAUCAGCAAGAUUCUGUCCAAUGAGAGCCUCAUGCAGGAGAACCAGUACUUCCAGCGCUGCCUGGACUGGAACCGUGACAUCCUCAAGAAGGAGCUGGGGCUGACAGAGCAGGACAUCAUUGACCUGCCCGCUCUGUUCAAGAUGGAUGAGGGCCACCAGGCCAGAGCUUUCUUCCCAAAUAUGGUGAACAUGAUCGUGCUCAACAAGGACCUGGGCAUCCCCAAGCCGUUCGGGCCCCAGGUGGAGGAUGUGUGCUGCCUGGAGACGCAUGUGCGCUCCCUGCUGGAGCCCCUGGGCCUCUGCUGCACCUUCAUUGAUGACAUUUCCGCCUACCACAGGUUUCUAGGGGAGGUGCACUGCGGCACCAACGUCCGCCGGAAGCCCUUCACCUUCAAGUGGUGGCACAUGGUGCCCUGACCUACAGGGGCCAUUGGCACUUUCCUCCUUCCCCAAGCUCUCCAGACCCCUCACAUCCCUCCCCCAGAGCCUUCACCUUCCUGACAUAGACUGGACUGCCCCAUGAGGAGACCCUCAGGAAGUGGGGUGGGAUUUGAGGCAUCUGUGCCUUGCCUUCCCUGAGAAGGGUCUCAGCAUCCACUGAAGCCACCCACAAUGAACCUCAACUCUGUCCUUCUUAAAAGUAACUGGGCAUCUGGCCAGUGUCUGCAUAGCCCUGACAUAAAAAACAAACACAAAACCAUGUACCCAGUCCAUUCCCCCAAAGAAUCCUUAGCGUCUGGUCCAAAACUGAAUAAGGGGAGAAGGGAAGGAGGUCUGGGAUCGCCAGUUCUUCCAGUGGCCUUGCCCUGAAGUUCAAGGUGGAACACAUGGGACACCAGACAUAUCUUGAGCUGCCGUCAUCAUUUCAUCAUCAACAUCAUUUCAAAUUCACCUCCCUCAGGGCUUCCAGAUGGCUGCCCCUAAUUAUUCAUUCCUUACCAGCCUCUCUCAAACCCUCUUGGCUUUCUCUCUGCAGUGUAGACACCGUUAGUUAGCCCUCCCCACUCCCUGGGGGUCUAGUAACUUAGCUUAGACUCUUCCCUGGAAACACGUUAUCAGAGCAGCCUUCUCCAUUUAAGAGAUGCUACUUAUACCUCAUCUUUCGCAUAGACACAGUCUGUCUCAGAUGCACAGGGGUCUUUCUCUGGGCCAGCAUCCUUCUGGCCCAAGAGUUCAGUGUGUAAACAUGCCCUUGGGUCAGCCAUACCAUCUUCACCACCUGUCACACUCAAACCUUCCCCCAGGGCAUAAAUGAUGACCUGCCCCUCUUCCCCAGACAUCAGACCCAACACACGAAGACCCUGGCCUAGGCCUCCAGCCUAAACAGCCAGUUCUGGACUAGCUGCUGGCCUUAGAGAUGGAUCACCUCAUUGAUAUUUGCCAGCACAUUUGUUGAAGACCUUGUCAUUGGGACAUAACCAGAUCAAUUCCCUGGCACCAAUUGAAAAGACUCAGUUUCGACUGUAAAAAAGUUCCUUUAGGACGAGUUCAUGUCAGGUGAAUGAGUGAAUCAUAAUUCCAUUUUGAAGGUUUAAAAAGAACCAAUUUAUAACCAGUGAAGAGGCUAUAAAUUUGUAUUUUUGGAAGAACAAGAUUUUCAUUUUCAAUUGUUUCAUUCAGUCAUUCAGCAAAUAUUUGUUGCAUGCCUACAAGUGCCAGGCACAGUGCUGGGCUCUGAGGAUGCAGCAUUAGCAAACUAGAACUGGCCCCUGCCCUCCUUGAGCUGGUCAGUCCCUAACGUGCAAUGCCCACGUGUAAACAGCCAGCAUUUGCCCUUUCAGUGGUGUGUUCUUCAGAAAUGCCAGCGCUCUAUUCAGGAAAUGCACGGGGCCCAAAGCUUCUUGCAAGUCACUGUCUCAGUGAAAUGGGAGGGGGAGGUAUCUUUAAAUAGGCCCCCUUCCCAUCCAGCAGGGUCAGCUCCACCUGAUAGGUCAGGCCCCAGAAGCCCUUAGAAGCUGUUGUCCUCCCUAUGGGUCAGCGGCCUUUCCCUUUGGGCUGCAGCCCCAGCUCUCUCCAGCCCCAGAGCUGGAGACACCAAGUGCCUACGUGAGGGUGUUUAUCUGGAGAUUUAGAGUUUGUCAUGUGUGUGAGUUUGGCUAAUGUGGGUUUGUUCUUUUUUUUUUUUCUAGUCUAAGAGGGAAGGGAGUGCCUCCCAUGUGGAAACAGUGUGUCUUUCUAGAUUUUUCUAAAGCUCUCUUGGCUUUAUUGAUAAGUCAGCAAUUUUUGGUGUUUCUGAAGCUGCUGGGACUCAACACCUCUUCCCAGAUCGCGUGCCCACCCAGUGUGACUACCCUCAGUGUGAACAUUCCCCGGUGGACUCAUCGCUCUUCCCCACCCCCCACUUACUGUAAAUGUAGGCCUAGAAUACACUUCCGUGUUGCAAAACUCAGCCAAGUUCCUGUUUCAAUCUUUAUUUUGAAAUUUUUUAUGUAAGAGGGCAGGAGGUGUUGUGAAGAUGGCAAAAAGCAGAGAACAGCUUCAACUUUCUGGAAAGAAGCCAUGAUGGAGAUGGAAGGAUGUCUGGGGAAGAGCCUCUGACUAAAGAGCAAUAAAGUAAACAGUCAAAGGGGAAGCAAGUGGCUUUUGGUGUGAUGUUCUUUGCUGCUUCAUAGACAUGAGAUGGGGUGAUACGGACCUCACACGGGCCCUCUGCUGGUCCUGCAGCCCUUGCUGUUCUGGGCUCAGGAUCAGGGCUCUCAGCAAAGUGUAUCUCAAAGGUUCAAAAUCCCCCUGCACACUAAAUAGGCACAUAAUACAUGACCCUAGGUGGCACAAAUGGUUAAGCGCCUGGCUACUAACCAAAAGAUUGGUGGUUCGAACCCAGCAAGAGGUGUCUCAGGAGAAAGACCUGGAGAUCUGCUUCCAAAAGGCCACAGCCAUGAAAACCCUAUCUAUGGAGCACAGUUCUACUCUGCAACACAUGGGGUUGCCACAAGUCACAAUCAACUCAACAGCAACUGGUUUGUUUUUUGGUUUUGGUUUUGGUUUUAUUACAUGGCCAGCACCCAAGGUCAAGACCAACGUCCACAAUAAAGUCUGGCUGUGUGUCUCUGGUGGACUUCCCCCAAAAGAAGACCUUGAGAUGAGGAGUGGGAGCAAGUGAUUUAUUAAGAAAGUGCCUCCCGGAGAAACCAGUAAGGGAGUGGUGGGGAGCAGGACAGGGAAGGAGAAGAAAUCAGACAAGGGUGUGAUUUCAGGUGAAGCUUUGGCCUGAUCACUGGGGAACUCCAGAGCAGAAGUGGCACCUCAGACUUGCCCCAUCUCGAGGCUGAGUUUUUUACACCUGCACCGUCAUUGCCUGCGAGGACUUCGACUCUCUGAAUGGGCAAGGGGGCACCAGUAGCUCCCAGGCAAUCGUCUGCUGAAGAUCACAGCUGAGAGCUCUUAGUACCAAAGUCAGAGGAGCUGGGGAAAUGGAUUCAGAGAACCAGAAAAGUAUCUGGGCAGGGCAGUGUCCACUGCUCGGUGCAAUAUCAGAUUCUCAAAACACAAUUGUUACACAUAGGUGUUUAUGAUUGCCCCAUGGUAUAAAAAUCCAUACAACAUAGCCCUGAUCUAAUGGGGUCUUUGUGAGCAAAUUCCUGAGGCCCCAAAGUGGAGUCAUCUGGAUGAUUAAUGGGCUUAGAAGCUACUUUCAAGCUCUUCAGAAUGCCCCUGGGACCUUUCUCAUUCCUUAGCCCCUUGUUGUACUUCUAGACUGGCAUUCUGCUGCAGCCAUUUUAAGGGGCCACUGCAAAAGAACCAUGUUAAAAUGAUGAUGACUAGUUCUUUUACUUCUAGUGUAACCUGGGGAUCCAGCCCUCUGAGAUCACCCUUCCCUUUUAUACCCAACUAAUGGGGUCCAAGCCACAGCAACGCCAGUCUUUAAUGGGUUUCCUGACCCACCUAUUUCUGAGGCUUCCCAAGGAAUGCUGGUGUGUUAGACAAAUUCACUCUGGUGGUACUUUCACAUCUUGGCUGCUCACCACCUCAGGAUUACCAAAGGUCACCCUGAGACUUCUAGAACAGCACCUCCCAAAAGAAAUAUAAUACAAGCCACACAUGUAAUUUCAAAUUUCCUAGUAACCACAUUUAAAAAAUUUUUAAAAAGGUGAAAUUGAUUUUUUAACUAGAUCAAAAAGCCUUUAUUAUGGUACAUUCAGACAUUUAGAGAACAUAAAUGGUUGGGUCUGCUUCUCUCCACAUUAUUUCUUGGAAAA
Molecule: messenger RNA, 5861 nt
Organism: Trichechus manatus latirostris (Florida manatee)
Lineage: Eukaryota; Metazoa; Chordata; Mammalia; Sirenia; Trichechidae
Gene: PADI2
Product: peptidyl arginine deiminase 2
Exons: 16
Coding region: 82-2079 (665 amino acids)
Biological process (GO): chromatin remodeling
Cellular component (GO): nucleus; cytoplasm
Molecular function (GO): calcium ion binding; histone arginine deiminase activity
Source: RefSeq, a predicted model, not a curated record